UACACCAGAUAGAAGGCACGUAAGGCGAGGUGAGGCAAGGCGAUCGGCAGCAUCAACCAGAACCGUUCGAUCAUCAGCUGUCUUCAGCUUCAGAGUCCACCAUGGCUCCUGAUGAGUUUGCUGGCGGGACAGUGGUGGCCUGUGUGAUCCUGGGCCUGUCGUUCCUGGUGGGGGUCCCGGGGAACCUGCUGGUGAUCUGGACCAUCCUGAGGCACGUCCAGCAGCGCUCCCACACCGUGGUGCUCAUCCUCCAGCUGGCUGCUGCAGACCUGCUGGUGCUCAUCACNACCGUGGUGCUCAUCCUCCAGCUGGCUGCUGCAGACCUGCUGGUGCUCAUCACCCUGCCCCUGUGGAUCUACUCCCUGGCCCGCUCCUGGGUGUUCGGGGAGGCAUUCUGUAAGGCCAUGGUGUACGUCAUCAACACCUGCAUGUACAGCAGCGUCUUCCUCAUCACCCUCAUGAGCGUCGAGCGCUUUGUCGCUGUGCGACACCCCUUUGCCUCAGCCGGCUGGAAGAGGAAGAAGGCCUUGAAUAAAGUUCUUAUUGUUCUGUGGGCUGCUGCGUUCCUAUUCAGCACCCCGGUCUUUCCCACCCAGGUGGUGGAGGGGSACCCUGGGGAGGAGCAUUGRCUGUACAGGGACUACACCUCAGACYGCCAGGAGGCAGUGUGUGUUCUACUGGAGACGCUGGUGGGCUUUGCUGUCCCCUUUUGCAUUCUUGUCGUCUGCUACAGCUGUCUCUACAGCCGCAUCGCACAGAUGACCUUUAAGUCCAAGCGUAAGUCCAUGGGGUUGAUUGCAAGCAUGGUAGUGGUGUUCGCAUUAUGCUGGACCCCUCACCACGUCGGCAACGUGCUCUCCCUCGUCAUCCUCACCAUCAAGGGGUCCCACCGCGAGGCCGCAGCACGUAUAGAGAGCGUCAGAACCACCAUGACUUUCAUCGCUGGAGCGCUCGUGUUCAUCAGUAGUUCGGUCAACCCUUUGCUCUAUGUGUUUGUGGCGCGUACGUUCCGGAGUUCCCUGAGGGAGACAGGCAUUCAGAAAUUGUUCCGGCACAUCUCAAGCACAGCUCCCGGAGAGGGGACUAAAGAACUGUCCUUUGUGACCAAGAGACCAAGCAUCUCUCAGAAACAGAGCCACAGCUCACAGUGUGUCACAGAGCCUAAGGAACAAAUGGAUGUACUUCUAAAUAUAUGUGAAAAUGUUUCUUCCUGAGAUUGAAAACGAUGUUUAUCAUAUGUUUUUGAUAAAGAUUUUUGUGUGUAAAUUACAAAGUUUGAUUUGUCACAUUGUUUCUAUAUGUUAAUUAACUUAAAAUGUAGAAAAGCAAUUGUUAGUAAUGUUUAUGUCAAACAUAAUGCAUAUAAAAACAUUAAAAUAGGUUCUGUAUAUAA
Messenger RNA from Salvelinus sp. IW2-2015, 1393 nucleotides. RefSeq names its product leukotriene B4 receptor 1-like. Gene Ontology annotation, molecular function: C-C chemokine binding; C-C chemokine receptor activity. Gene Ontology annotation, biological process: cell chemotaxis; G protein-coupled receptor signaling pathway; calcium-mediated signaling. The record is from RefSeq and is a predicted model, not a curated record. Gene Ontology annotation, cellular component: membrane; external side of plasma membrane. Lineage: Eukaryota; Metazoa; Chordata; Actinopteri; Salmoniformes; Salmonidae.